AACCUGACACACCUUGCCCAACAUCACAAUCAAUAUAUGUACCAGCUGAAGGUGCUAAUUGUAUAGAUAAAGUUUGUGUGAACUUGGCUGGAGGCAAGUGAGCAAUUUGGUCAGAAGACUUGCUCUUAAAGCCAGAUCUUAUUCUCACUGAUGGCUACCUAGUAGAAGAUUGGCUACGUAUUGAACUUGAUCCAGACAUUCAAGCUGUAGUGGCUGGUUUUGAUGAACACUUCAACUACUUGAAGAUGAUGAAAGCAGCAAGUUACCUUUUUAAUCCGAACUGUAUUUUUAUUGGAACUAAUGAAGAUGCCUUCCUGCCAGUUCCCAAAGGUCACAUAACUAUUCCAGGCACUGGCUGUUUGGUGGCUGCUGUUGCCAUGGCUGCACAGAGGAGUCCAAUUUACAUUGGAAAACCUCACAAACCGAUGUUUGAAUUGCUCCAGAAGAAGCAUGGUCUUGAUCCGGGUCGGACAUGUAUGAUUGGAGACAGCCUGAAGAGUGACAUUCGUUUUGGCUUCAACAAUAACUUACUAACUUUGCUUGUAUUGAGUGGAGCAACCAAGAAAGAACAAUUCAAUGAGCUACAGAAGAGAUCAGCAGAAGGUUUUAGUGGUGACAUGAUAAUGCCGCAUUACUUUUGUGAUAGUAUUGCUUCCCUUAUUAGCUGAUUGGACAAUUUAGCAAAACAGCUGUCUAUACAUCCAUCUUUCUGUAUUGCUUGUUUGUCUUCUAUAUAUCAGAAAUGUUUAUUGACGUUUGUAUGUUAAUUUGUUGUUUGAAUAGUUGUAUAUUUUAUAAUACUAUUUCAUUGGGUUUUGCUCUUGAUAAGGUUCAUGUGUAGUUUUAAGGUUGAUUUGAUUAGUUGUUAGUUAUGAAUAUCUGCAGUAUGUGGUAUGAUCAUGA
This is a messenger RNA of Corticium candelabrum, 903 nucleotides long. RefSeq names its product glycerol-3-phosphate phosphatase-like. The record is from RefSeq and is a predicted model, not a curated record. The transcript has 5 exons. NCBI's taxonomy places the organism in Eukaryota, Metazoa, Porifera, Homoscleromorpha, Homosclerophorida, Plakinidae. Gene Ontology annotation, molecular function: phosphatase activity. Bases 246 to 668 code for a protein of 140 amino acids.